AUGAUGCAAGGAGCAGAAGCCCGUAACAAGCAGAAUGGAGAGCUGGCAGCUAUCAAACUCAUCAAGAUGGAACCAGAUGAUGAUUUCUCCAUCAUCCAGCAGGAAAUCGUCAUAGUGAAAAGCUGCAAACAUCCCAACAUAGUGGCUUAUUAUGGGAGCUACAUAAGAACCAACAAACUGUGGAUCUGUAUGGAGUUCUGUGGAGGAGGCUCCCUGCAGGAUAUCUACCAUGUGACUGGUCCUCUGUCUGAGCCACAGAUCGCCUACAUCUGCAGGGAGAUGCUGCAGGGUCUGGACUACUUGCAUGCACAGAAAAAAAUCCACAGAGACAUCAAGGGUGCCAACAUCCUCCUGAACGAUCACGGCGAGGUGAAGCUGGCUGACUUUGGGAUCUCGGCUCAGAUCACUGCCACGCUGGCUCGGCGGAUGUCUUUCAUAGGGACGCCAUAUUGGAUGGCGCCAGAGGUAGCAGCAGUGGAGAUUAAAGGCGGCUACAAUGAACUGUGUGACAUCUGGUCGGUGGGCAUCACAGCCAUCGAGCUGGCAGAGCUGCAGCCGCCAAUGUUUGAUGUCCAUCCACUGCGGGUCCUGUUUCUCAUGUCAAAGAGUGGGUACCAGCCUCCUAAACUCAAGGACAAGUCUAAAUGGUCCUCCAUGUUUUAUAACUUUGUAAAGUCCAUGUUGGUGAGGAACCCAAGGAAGAGACCCAGCGCCUCCAAGAUGCUCACACAAAGCUUUCUGACCCAGCAGGGCCUGAACAGGGAGCUAACCCUGGACCUGCUGGAGAAGUAUAGAAACCCUGAGAAGCUCAAGUCCUGCCUGGGGACGGAGGACGAAGAGAUGGAGAUGGCGCUGCCUGGAUCUUUGAGAAGAAUCCAGUCCAUCAACAAACACAACCAGGCAGAGAGGACCAACUCUGACAUCAGCUUGGAACAGAUUUACACUCAGAGGCCUGUGAAGAACCAAUCACCAAACACAACAGUAAGUUCAUCACACAUCCAGAGUUUGAGUAGUAGUUCUAAGUCAUCUGUCUCUGUCUACUGCCUCUCCUCUCACUCCUAUCUCCUGCAGCCUAAAGCUCGCAGCAGCUCAGAGGAGAGCAUGGCGGGGGAGGAGCGGGGGGGGAAGCCCUGCUCUCUGUACCCCCCCACCCCUCUCAUCAGGACCACCAGUGUGUCUCAGGUCCGACCCACACCCAGACCCCGGUCCUCCCGACACUCAGACCCUACGUCCUUCCCUGUCCAGUUGAUGGACCCCCCAGCAGACUCCCCCCCUCCUGAGCUCCCCCCUAAAGGCAUACGCAAAUGGAGACCCCCCUCAAAGGACCCCACUGAGUGCAGCAGCCCUGUCCUGAAGAAACCCCCGGUCUACUUUAAAAAGAUCUUCCACGGCUGCCCUCUCAAGAUAAACUGCUCCACAACGUGGGAGAGCACGGCCGCCAAAGGAGACCAGCACCUGAUCCUGGGGGCGGAGGAGGGGAUCUACACCCUGAACCUGAGCAGCUCCGAGGCCACCAUGGAGCUGCUGUAUCCAGGGAAGUGUACCUGGGUCUACACCAUCAAUAACGUCCUCAUGUCUGUGUCAGGUAAAUCCUCUCAGCUCCACUCACACUCCCUAAAGGAGCUUUACGAACAGGCUCGCAGAGACCAGAGGAUGGUUUCCCUGCCGACUCACAGACUGUUACCAAAGAAAAUUGCAGUGACAUGUAAAAUACCUGAUACUAAAGGCUGCAAGACCUGCGCAGUUGCAGGCAGCGUGGGGGGGUGUGUGUUCCUGUGCUGCGGCCUGGAGUCCAGUGUGGUGCUGCUGCAGUGGUACGAGCCCAUGCACAAGUUCAUGCUCAUCAAGGUAUGUUGA
This is a messenger RNA of Notothenia coriiceps (black rockcod), 1857 nucleotides long. Its product is annotated as mitogen-activated protein kinase kinase kinase kinase 5-like. Lineage: Eukaryota; Metazoa; Chordata; Actinopteri; Perciformes; Nototheniidae. Gene Ontology annotation, biological process: intracellular signal transduction; protein phosphorylation. Bases 1 to 1857 code for a protein of 618 amino acids. The record is from RefSeq and is a predicted model, not a curated record. Gene Ontology annotation, cellular component: cytoplasm. The transcript has 23 exons. Gene Ontology annotation, molecular function: MAP kinase kinase kinase kinase activity; ATP binding.